Fukomys damarensis (Damara mole-rat) is the source of this 4716-nucleotide messenger RNA. It is a transcript of the gene Slc9a4, whose product is annotated as solute carrier family 9 member A4. The transcript is spliced from 12 exons. The record is from RefSeq and is a predicted model, not a curated record. Gene Ontology annotation, molecular function: sodium:proton antiporter activity. Lineage: Eukaryota; Metazoa; Chordata; Mammalia; Rodentia; Bathyergidae. Gene Ontology annotation, biological process: sodium ion transport; proton transmembrane transport; regulation of pH. Bases 758 to 3130 code for a protein of 790 amino acids. Gene Ontology annotation, cellular component: membrane.
ACUCUCGUCGCUUCCACCAGCUCCUCCUCCACCGUGUACAGGUGCCGCGUCACCGUUUCCCAGGGCAGUCCUGGUUCAAGUUUAGGGCCUUGCAGUUAUUAAAGGCUCCACUGCCCACGCCCAUGGUGUCGUAUCAUGGAUGACCGCUAGGUGUCAGCAGCGGCCCCUCUGGAAAACACAAGCAAGCGUUUCAUCACGAAACUUAAAUCAGAGCAAAUAAUUAAGUGUGGUUACAGCUACCUGCAGCCUCGGCCACUUGAAAUAGGGAGAGAGCAAGGGGAGGAGCGAGGACAGGUGCGGGACAGGUAGCUCCUUCCCGGGGCCUGACAGUGUGGGCAGGAUCCUCUUCCUUAGAGACAGCACCUUCCAUGAUGAAUGGAAUGAGGUUGUGGUGCCCUUGCCAAUUUUCACUCCGAAGAUGAAGCCGGUAGGCAGUGAGAGGAGUGAACGGCUUCUCCGUUUAAAGUUGCUGUUCAUGUCCUGAUGGGACGGAGGUCGUCCAGGUAGCUCCCUGGGUUCCCACACAUCCACUGGAGUACUGUGUGUGAGCCAGAAGCUGCACUGCCUGAACAGGAAUGAUUCAUAGAAGAUCAGAAAGUGUCCACGGCCGGAGCCCCCUUGCAAUGUCUCGCGGACCCAUGGAUGUUACCUUGGACCGGAUGGAUGCGGCUGGCGUCUAGAAGCCCUCCUGACUGCAGCUGCGUGGCACCCGCAGCACCCAGGUCGGUAGCAGGAAGGCACCCGCGUGGCUCUCGAGAUGUUCCUGUGUCAAAGCCCUGGGAGCUGCUUGCUGUUGCUGGUGGCCCUUACCAGCUCUGAAGCAGCUUCCGACUUGAAUGAAUCUUCCAAUUCUACUGCCCAAGAUGCACCGAAUGUCCAGUUUGCUGCUUCUAGCACAGACCCAGAUGAAAGGAUUUCUGUGUUUGAGCUGGACUAUGAUUAUGUGCAGAUUCCUUAUGAAGUCACCCUCUGGAUACUUCUGGCAUCUCUUGCAAAAAUAGGCUUCCAUCUCUACCAUCGGCUUCCGCACCUCAUGCCCGAGAGCUGCCUGCUCAUCCUGGUGGGCGCCCUGGUGGGCAGCGUCAUCUUCGGCACUGACCACAAGUCACCCCCCGUCAUGGACUCCAGCAUCUAUUUCCUCUACCUGCUGCCACCCAUCGUGCUGGAGAGCGGCUACUUCAUGCCCACCCGGCCCUUCUUCGAGAACCUGGGCUCCAUCCUGUGGUGGGCCGGCCUGGGCGCGCUCAUCAAUGCCCUCGGCAUCGGCCUGUCCCUGUACCUGGUGUGCCAGGUGCAAGCCUUCGGCCUGGGCGACCUGCACCUGCUGCAGAACCUACUCUUCGGCAGCCUCAUCUCGGCCGUGGAUCCGGUGGCCGUGCUGGCCGUGUUUGAGGAGGCGCGGGUCAACGAGCAGCUGUACAUGAUGAUUUUCGGGGAGGCGCUGCUCAACGACGGCAUCAGCGUGGUCUUAUACAAUAUAUUAAUUGCCUUCACAAAGAUGCAUAAAUUUGAAGACAUAGAGCCUGUUGAUAUUUUGGCUGGAUGUGCCCGAUUCAUCGUUGUGGGCUGUGGGGGAGUAUUCUUUGGCAUCAUUUUCGGAUUCAUUUCUGCAUUCAUCACACGUUUCACUCAGAACAUCUCAGCAAUUGAACCACUCAUUGUCUUCAUGUUCAGCUACCUGUCUUAUUUGGUUGCAGAAACGCUCUAUGUCUCGGGCAUUCUAGCAAUCACAGCCUGUGCAGUGACAAUGAAAAAGUAUGUGGAAGAAAAUGUGUCCCAGACAUCCUACACAACCAUCAAGUAUUUUAUGAAGAUGCUAAGCAGUGUCAGUGAGACCCUCAUCUUCAUCUUCAUGGGUGUGUCCACCAUUGGGAAAAACCACGAGUGGAACUGGGCCUUCAUCUGCUUCACUCUAGUCUUCUGCCAGAUCUGGAGAGCUAUCAGCGUGUUUGCCCUCUUCUAUAUCAGUAACCAGUUUCGGACUUUUCCCUUCUCCAUCAAGGACCAGUGCAUAAUUUUCUACAGUGGUGUUCGUGGAGCUGGAAGUUUUUCACUUGCGUUUUUGCUUCCUCUGUCUCUUUUUCCUAGGAAGAAACUGUUUGUCACUGCUACUCUAGUAGUUAUCUAUUUUACUGUGUUUAUUCAGGGAAUCACAAUUGGGCCUCUGGUCAGAUACCUGGAUGUCAGAAAGACCAAUAAAAAAGAGUCUAUCAAUGAAGAGCUUCAUAUCCGACUGAUGGAUCACUUGAAGGCUGGCAUUGAAGAUGUGUGUGGGCAGUGGAGCCACUACCAAGUGAGAGACAAGUUUAAGAAGUUUGAUCAUAAAUACUUACGGAAAAUCCUAAUCCGAAAAAACCUACCCAAAUCAAGUAUUGUUUCUUUAUACAAGAAGCUGGAAAUGAAACAAGCUAUUGAGAUGGUAGAGACUGGCAUACUAAGUUCUACAGCGUUUUCUGUACCAUAUCAGGCCCAGAGGAUACAAGCGACCAAGAGGCUCUCCCCUGAAGACGUGGAGUCCAUGAGAGACAUUCUGACACACAACUUGUACCAAGUUCGACAAAGGACCCUGUCCUACAACAAGUACAACCUCAAGCCCCAGACCAGCGAGAAGCAGGCAAAAGAGAUCCUGAUCCGCCGGCAGAACACACUGAGGGAGAGCCUGCGGAAGGGCCACAGCUUGCCCUGGGGAACGCAGGUUGGUGCCAAAAACAUCCGCUACCUGUCCUUCCCCUAUAGCAAGCCACAGUCCGGGAGGAGAAAAGCAGGCGCUGUGGAGGCCACAGGUAACGCGCAUGAUGAUAGCAGUGACCUUGGAUUUCCAUCCAUCAUGUUCAGUGCGCACCCCCAGUUGGGGUCACUUCGGGAAAGCCGGCUUGCGCAGGAGGUGAUUCCCUUGAAGAGCUUAUCCCAAAGUGAGAUGGCAGACCCCUUUAGAGAUGGCAGAGACCCUGGCCCAGGCAAAAGGGCGGUGGUCCGACCCAGGCCACUGUUCCUCGCCUUGGAUGAGGAGUUUGAGUCCGGGGAGGACAGCGAGGAGGAGGCCUCAGCCCUCAGGGCCAGGUGGAUAGCAGAGCGUGGACACAGCAGGGAACACUACCAGUCCUAUAGCCCUCUGCUCCAUAGGAAAUAGUGCUGCUGCCCACGUGACUAUUUCUGCUUUCUAUGUGUUCAUUUUCCACUGUCAUGAAAGAGGGAUUUUCAGAUGGGAGCUAUGGAGUUUGCUUUCUUGAAGCUACUGGACAUGCGUCUCUAAGAGCCUGGAAGCUGUUUGGGAAAUUGGAACUUGCAGAGGGAGCUGCAUUCUGAACUGGAUAGUGAAGAAACAGAAGUCGAUUCCCAGACCUUCCUAAGAUCACCUCCCUCAAGGCCCACUAACCAUCUUGUGUACUGAGAUACAGGUGUGAUAGGUUUUCGAUUCAUGUUGACCACAUGUAUGUGCAACUUAAAAUCAAGUGGAGCAGGGAAGGGCCUUUGCAAUCUCCUGGCUCAAACCCUGUGUUCAUGGAUAAAGACACCGUGGCCAAGGCCAGGGUGAGCUGUUCUCCCUCCAGGGAAUGCAUUUGUUUUUGAUUUUGAUAUCAAUAUGCAAUAUUUCUAUCUCAAAAGAAAGGUGAAGAUUUUUAUAACAUUGCUGCAUCCCGUCAGCAACACUGGUUGAUGUGACGCACGCUAAUGGACUCAGCCUGUUCUAUUUUGAUUUUCAAAACAAUUAUUAGAAACACAACGGCCACAGAGUUUAACAUGAGCUACAGGUGUUCAUUAGGUGUCCAUAGUAGUGUGGAAUAUUUUGCUGAGUUGGGAGCUACUCUUCAAAGUGUUUUCCUCCUUGAUUUUCCUAGAUUUUAUCCUGAACCGCACACUCCAGCUUGCCAACUUUACCGAAUGACUUCACCUUUCCUCCUUCUGCCCUCUCUUUCUCCUUCCCUUUCUUUUUCCUUUCCAUUAAUAAUCAGGUCUUGGGCUUUAUGUAAUGUGCCAAAUUAAUAAUAUGAUAAUUAACCACAUAUCCUUUUGCCACAUUACUGUGUCUGGCAUCUCCACCAUCCUCAACUGAUUUUUAAUCUUGCCCAUAUUUAAAGGCCUCAAUCAAAUGUUCCCUAGAUCUGCCGUAGCCCCUUUGUCCCAUUGAUUUUGGGGGUGGGCCACGGACUUAUCUGUGACUAUCACUUCUGCAUGAACAUAUAUGUUUAUUCCGGCAUCCCAGGGUGAAGGACAAGGGACAGUUUGUUCAGUUAAAGUCUCAGAUAUAUCUCUGUUGUGACAUCUAUCUCUUUGCAUUCCCCUUUGUGUACUUUUUUAGGUUUUAUCAAUUUUUUCUGUGUUCAGUUAUUAUAAUGUCUUGCACUUGGUGACUGCUUAUAAAUGUGAUCUGCUGCUAACAGUGCAGAGCUGAAAGGGAUGUUGGGGAAGCGGCUUUAUUUUCUAGAUGUCAAAAAUGAGGGCCUGGGAUAUCACCAGAUGCCAGCUUGGAGUCUGCUGUCCCUUAGAGGGAAGAGCACUUGUCUUGGGGGUACAACCUGUGAGCAAACCAAAGACAUUUGGCUUUGCCGAAGAUUUACAUGUUGUGACUGAUUCUCACCCAGCUGCUGCAGUGGAGGAAAUGGCAAAGGAGCUCAUUUGUUGAUCACCUUCUGAAGCUGUAAUAUAAUGCUGCUUCUCAUCUAAAUAUUUUUAUUUUAUUUUAUUUUCAAAAAUAUUUUUAUUUUAAUAAAAACU